AACACAGUUAUCAAAGAUGGCGAAACACUGAUAACAAAAAGCCAUAUAUUCUUUACAAAUAGUAUUAUUUCGCGAAUAAGCUGCUGGGAAAAAAACGCUUAGAAUCUGAAUAGAAUAAGUAAUUGUGACCGGUUAAAAAACAAAACAAGGGUUUACAAUGUCGGAGACGAGUGUUUUACGUCAACGGAUAAGCUCCGUCAUGGACAUUCUAGCCUCCGCUGCCGUGACAGAGAUUUGCAAAUUAGUAGAGGAUUGCUGUGGAGCGUUAAGUGUAGAAGUCUUUCAAAGCAAAGAGCAAAUCAAAAUGCUAGAGAAGCAACUCAGCCUGACUGAGUCGAGGUACAGGUCGGUGAGUGGCAUAGAAGGGCAGACGUUUGUUACCUGUGGUUCAUCGAGAACCAACAGUCCUUCGGGCAAUUCCCCCGCGGCUGAUGCUGAAGACGAAGAUUUCCAGCAGUUCAUUGUCUCUGAAGAGGAGUUUCCCCUCGAGCAGCAGCAUUAUAAGCAGGAGUGGAGCCCCAGUCUGGGGAAAUAUAAUUGGAACCCCAUACAGAUUAAAGAGGAACAGGGGGAAUUCAGUAUCAUCCAGGAGGAGGAAGACUCUGUAUUCACUCCUACCUGGGUGAAAAGUGACUAUGAUCAGUACUCAACUCAGUCCUCACAAACUCAAAGUGAAGAAUACAAAGACAGAAUGGCCUCAACUGAACAGAUCAAAACAGAACCUAAGGAAGAUGAUUCCUCAGAGACAACCAGUGACUCUCAUCCCCAGGGCAAAUUAAAGAAGACAUGGACAGAAAAAGGACAAAGCUUGAAUGGUAGAAAAUCCAUGGAUUUGAAAUCACCAGUGCAAAGGAGUAGUCACACAGAAGAUAAAUCAUUUUGCUGUAGUGAUUGUGGUGAAUGUUUUGCUCAGAUGGGAACACUGGAUUCUCAUAUGAGGACCCACACACGGGAUAAAUCGUAUCACUGUCAGGAUUGUGACAAAGUAUUCACUCGGAUUGACUGCUUGAAAUUGCACAUGAAGGCCCACACAGGAGAGAAACCGCAUCGCUGUGGUGAAUGUGGCAAAUGUUUUUCUCAAGUUGGGUAUCUGAACUAUCACAUAAAGACUCACACAGGGGAGAAACCUCAUCGCUGUCAUGAUUGUGGCAAAUGUUUCUUUCGAGUUGGUGAGCUGACACUUCAUAGGAGGAUUCACACAGGUGAGAAACCACAUCGCUGCCAGGUCUGUGGCAAAUGUUUUGCUCGUCCUAGUAAUCUGAGUUCUCACAUUAGGAUUCACACAGGGGAGAAAUCUUAUAGCUGUCAUUAUUGUGGCAAAAGUUUUCGCCAUAAAGGUAAUCUGACAACACAUAUGAGGAUUCACACGAGGAAAAUCUCAUUGUCGCUAUAGUAGCAGAUCUUUCAGCACUGGCGGUAGUCACAUGAGUUCAUAUGAGGAUAAUCACAUGAACGAUAAACUAUAUUGCUGUCAGGAUUGUUGUAAAUAUUUCACUAAUUGUUUGAAUCUGAAUUGACUGGGGAGACUGAGAGAAAGAGACCACAUUACUGCCAUGACUAGAAAUGACUGCCUUUUUUUUGACAUUGUGUAUGAGAGGAACACGGGAGGAAUGUUACAAUGCCAAAAGUGCAUUGAAUUGUCAUCAGAAUAGACACUGAAAAUAAUCUAUUUAGGUUAAGUCAAAAAAAAGCAAUGCUUAAGUGGACACAUGGACAUCAGUCAGACGAUUGUCACAUUUUGUAACUUCCACCUGUGAGUGGAGAUACGGUUCUUGGGUGAAUAAUAUACUCUUGUCUUUUGCUAUUUGUAAUACUACAAAUAGUUACUAUUGUUCAUAGUUUUAUACUUGAUUACAUUGUAUAGUCAUCUUUAACUUUCCAUGUGAACCCUGCACAAUAUCUGUCAAAUAAUGAAUCCAAACGAUAGUGAUACGAUUAUUUUGAUCUGAUGAAGCCCACGUUGAUGCAAGCUGUAACCGAGUCUAGCUCAAACGGCCGCUUGAACUGGUCCAUUUGAAUCUAGUAGAAACCAUUUGAUUCCAGUUCAGCCCACGAGACACCAGUAACCACUCUUUACCUGAACUAACUGGAAUUUCCCCUAGGGAAUUGAUGCAUUGUUUAUGUGUGCAUGUAUGAUACCUACUUCGGUGUGUUAUUGUGUGUUUUGCCCCCUAUUGAGUAUUGUCUUCCUUGUAAGUCAUGAUAAAACAUUUUAUGGAAAAGUCAUAGAAUAAUUUUGUGAAAAGAGUUGGAACCCUGUUAAAAAGACCCCAAAUUACUUAGAGGUCCAUGUGUUUUAUGACUAGUAUAAGAUAUGUUGAUAAUACAAUAAUUUGAGCCUUUAUUAUUCAUUUUACAGUUUCACGUGACAUGACUAACUUUUAAGUAAUUACACUUGACCUGGAAGCAUUUCAUUACUCUUGUUGGCUUCACAGGUGACAACAUGAGCUAGCUAUAGGCGUUAUCUGAAAAAUGUCUAAAGUUGAGUGAUUUUUUUUGGUUUAUGCCUAGGCUUUUCUUUAUGCCUAGGCUACAUCUAGCAAGCUUACGCUGGUCACUAGCAACCCGCCUCUGCAUAUUUAUAGCCUGAAAAGCCGCUAGGGAUCGCUGCAAGGUUAUUAUAGUUUUGUGAUUUAAUAUUCUUAAAAAAUAUAUAUAUAUUAGAAAUUAAAUUUAGUUCGUUUUUAGACUUUAUUUGCUAGUUUUUUAAAUUUUGUUUGAGUUUUGAUAGAAAUGUUUUUCGUUUUUAUAUUUAGUUUGUGUUAGGGACAGAAAGUAGCCUAUGUGUGGGAGGCUAGGAGACAUUUGUUGUUGGCCUAUAGUUUGUUUUCUUAGGAUGUCACUUCUUGCCACUGGGCGCUGUACUAUAAAAGGUGAUGGGCAUGGACCAUAAACAUAACAUCUCUGUGUCACGAUGGUGUCUGUGAGAGAAUGGGCAGUGCCAUUGAGGCCAUCUCAUCUUUAAAAGUCAAUUAAGGUUCUCCCAUUUCCAGAGAAAGUCUGGAGCUCUGUCAGAGUGAUCAUUGGGUUCUUGGUCGCCUCCCAAGGCCCUUCUCCCCCGAUUGCUCUGUUUUUGGCCAAGUGGACAGCUCUAGGAAGAGCCUUGGUGGUUCCAAACUCCUUCAAUUUUUAAGAAAGAUUGAGGCCACCGUGCUCUUGGGGAUCUUCAAUGCUGCAGCCAUUUUUUGGAACCCUUUCUCAAAUUUGUUCCUCGACACAAUCCUGUCUCGGAGCUCUACGGACAAUUCCGUCGACCUCAUGACUUGGUUUUUGCUCUGACAUGCACUGUCAACUGCGGGACCUUAUAUAGACAGGUGUGUGCCUUUCCAAAUCAUGUUCAAUCAAUUGAAAUUACCACAGGUGAAACAUCUCAGGGAGGAUCAAUGGAAACAGGAUGCAGCUGAGUUCAAUUUCGAGUGUCAUAGCAAAGGGUCUGAAUACUUGUAAAUAAGGUAUUUCGGUUUUAUUUUUAAUACAUUUGCAAAAAUGUCUCAUCUAACAACCUGUUUUUGCUUUGUCAUUAUGGGGUAUUGUGUGUAGAUUGACAAGGGGGGGAAACUAUUUCAUGCAUUUUAGAAUAAGGCUGUAAUGUAUCAAAAAAGUAAAGGGGCCUGAAUACUUUCCCCAAUGCACUAUAACUGACUAACCCCUUCAAAUAGGGUUAAUAAAAUAACACUUCUUCACAAAUCUAUCAGUUCACAGC
This is a messenger RNA of Oncorhynchus kisutch (coho salmon), 3703 nucleotides long. RefSeq names its product zinc finger protein 570-like. The record is from RefSeq and is a predicted model, not a curated record. Lineage: Eukaryota; Metazoa; Chordata; Actinopteri; Salmoniformes; Salmonidae. The transcript is spliced from 2 exons. Bases 158 to 1393 code for a protein of 411 amino acids. Gene Ontology annotation, cellular component: nucleoplasm. Gene Ontology annotation, molecular function: DNA-binding transcription repressor activity, RNA polymerase II-specific; RNA polymerase II cis-regulatory region sequence-specific DNA binding. Gene Ontology annotation, biological process: negative regulation of transcription by RNA polymerase II; regulation of immune system process; regulation of cytokine production.